UUGUGGAAGCAGCUCCGGAGUGUGACUCACCUGGAUCCAGCAACAGGGUGGGAGGUGGUGUGCACGGUUCUGGGAGUGCCUGGCGCCCAGUGACUUUGGCACAGAGAGCCCAAUGCUCCAGCAGUCUCUGGCCAGGAGAAGGGCUCUGUGCAGAGGCAGGGAGGGCUCCGGAGGGCAUGCGGCUACCAGAGUCCUUGGGCAGACAAGCGGACCGCUGUGGAGGCAGGGAGGGUACAGGAGGGAGGACGCAGGGUUGCACAGCUCCCGCAGUUCCUGGUCAGGGCAUGGGGAGGCCUGGUGGGCUCGGGUUGCUGGUCAGGGGUCACAGCGCAGCUCUUAUGGAGGUCCGGGCGGCUUCAAGCCCAGGAGUUUGCGGUUGCAGUGAGCUGUGACACCACGGCACUCUGCCCAGGGCAACAGCCCGAGGCUCUAGUGUGCCAAAACCGGUCUCAUUCUGCCCCUGAGGAGUAAGACUGUAAGGCAGCUCAGUCCUUGCAUUUAGGCUGCUCAGUCACUAGGUUACUAGCUCCCACCCGAUCCUUGCUCUGUGACCCUGAGGGCAGAGCUUGCCGGGGCAGUUCUCUCAUAAUGGCUCCCUGUGGCCCACAGCAGAACACUAUUAGCUGUGUCUGGCUCAGCGGCUCAGUCUGGGUUCCUAGACAAUGCCCAAAGUUCUCCACACUCCUGCUCAGGCUCUCCCCAAGGCAGUUCAACUGAGUGCCAAGUCCAAAAACACCGAAACAGUUCACAGAUGUCAUGUGGCCAGUGUUUUGGACCGUGGUACGUACCUACGCUCCCUAUGUCACAUUCCCUGUGGCCUUUGUGGUCGGGGCAGUGGGCUACCACCUGGAAUGGUUUAUCAGGGGAAAGGAUCCCCAGCCUGUGGAAGAGGAAAAGAGCAUCUCGGAGCGCCGGGAGGAUCGGAAGCUGGAUGAGCUGCUAGGCAAGGACCACACCCAGGUGGUGAGCCUUAAAGACAAGCUGGAAUUUGCCCCUAAAGCUGUCCUGAAUAGAAACCGCCCGGAGAAGAAUUAAUGGAGGACACAGGUCUUUAUGGCCCUACUGUGGGCCCUGACUGGUCCUGGCACCAUGUCGACUUGGCUCCAGAACCCACAUCUGAUUUGCUUUGUUUACUCCGGCCCCUCCCUCACCAUACAGCUACACGUACACUGGCUACUUCUUGGUGGCCAGGCAGACAUAGCAGCAGCUGAGGGGCCAGUGAAGAGGAAGGCAUUUGAGGGUUCUGGCCAAAAGACUGUAUCUGUUAAUGUGGUAGCCGCGACUGCUCAGGCAUUCCAGCUUCUGGGUAUACUUCUGGGAUGAAUGUUAUGAAAUGAACAUUGGCUGCCAGGCUCCGUGGAGAGGUGGUUUGGCCUCAAGUGGGAAUGGCUUUUCAGGUGUUGCUUUUGGGAGGGAUACCUACAUGUCCUGUUCCAGUUUGCACUGGGAAGAAUUCAGAAAUCUGUGUGCCUCCCUUCAUGAGUUUGCCCUGUCGUUUGUGUUCAUUCUUGCUGAAAUUUUGUCUUGUCAGCUCAGGAAUGGGAUUCUAUGGGGGAAGGAAAGCAUUUUUCUGUUCUUCCAAAGGAAGCCCAGGCUGCUCACUUUGGGGGAGGGAGGAACAUGUACCUGGUGAAUUUGCUUGAAAACAAUCACCAUCAUCCACCCCCAUCACUGUAUAAUGCAAAACUUGAUUAAAGUGACAUCCAAGAACUGCAUGGAGUGAA
Molecule: messenger RNA, 1724 nt
Organism: Nycticebus coucang (slow loris)
Lineage: Eukaryota; Metazoa; Chordata; Mammalia; Primates; Lorisidae
Gene: SMIM12
Product: small integral membrane protein 12
Exons: 2
Coding region: 757-1035 (92 amino acids)
Source: RefSeq, a predicted model, not a curated record